AUGGUUGUCGACUUAUUCUUCGAAAACAGUGGUGACCCUGGCAAAGACGACCGUGUUCUAAAUGGAAGAGACCGUUUAAGAUAUCCCGCUAUGUGUCCUAGUGACUUGGAGCACGACGACGAUAGAGUUCGGAGUUCAAAACAGGUAGGCCUGCCGUCUGAAGAUCAGAAAGAACUUCCCGGAGGAGAGCAGAGGUUGGUUCAUUUGGCUGUCAGCGAGAAGUGGCUGAGAAUCAAAGCUUGCAACUGGAAUGCGAGUCGAAAAAGCGCCGAGAGGGCCAGCGAAAGCAGCGGUCAAAGCCAAAGCUAA
This is a messenger RNA of Soboliphyme baturini, 309 nucleotides long. The record is from the annotation of a GenBank genome assembly. NCBI's taxonomy places the organism in Eukaryota, Metazoa, Nematoda, Enoplea, Dioctophymatida, Soboliphymatidae.